Messenger RNA from Triticum turgidum subsp. durum (durum wheat), 240 nucleotides. The record is from the annotation of a GenBank genome assembly. Lineage: Eukaryota; Viridiplantae; Streptophyta; Magnoliopsida; Poales; Poaceae.
AUGGGCAUAAGAGAUCUGAAAGAGACGCAUGUGGUCCCGUCCUGGAUCUCAUUGUUUGCUGAAUUUUUGUGGACGGAAGAAUUUUACGGUGCUUUGUGGAUGUUCCUUAUGGAUGGGGGCUGGGAGUCUCACGUGGAAGAAUUGAUUCAUAUGGCUUCUGGCGGUCAAUGCCGUAGUGUCGCAUUAUCGAUCCCAGCUAGCCGUAAACAGAUUGACAUAUAUCUUGAAUUAUUUUGUUAG